Messenger RNA from Amphibalanus amphitrite, 867 nucleotides. Its product is annotated as alkaline ceramidase 3-like. NCBI's taxonomy places the organism in Eukaryota, Metazoa, Arthropoda, Thecostraca, Balanomorpha, Balanidae. The record is from RefSeq and is a predicted model, not a curated record. Bases 1 to 867 code for a protein of 288 amino acids. Gene Ontology annotation, cellular component: endoplasmic reticulum membrane. The transcript has 7 exons. Gene Ontology annotation, biological process: ceramide metabolic process.
AUGGCUCCGGCCGUGGAGGGGUUCUGGGGCAGCCCGACCUCCACCCUAGACUGGUGCGAGGCCAACUAUGCCGUCAGCGACUACAUCGCCGAGUUCUGGAACACCAUCAGCAACUUGGCCAUGAUCCUGCCGCCCAUCUACGGCAUCUACGAGGUGUUGAGGCAGAAGUUCGAGCUUCGCUUCGCCAUCUGCUUUGUUCUUCUACUAGUGGUGGGACUCGGCUCCUGGGCGUUCCACAUGACACUGCUGUACGAGAUGCAGCUCUCCGACGAGCUGCCCAUGGUGUUCUGCAGCUGCUUCCUCCUAUACUGCCUGGCCGGCAUCCACGGCAUCCAGCAGAACCAGCACAUCAACUGGCUGUCGGUGGGCUUUUUCGUGUACUCGGCGCUGUUCUCGCUGUCGUACCUCUACUACCCGAACCCGCUGUUUCACCAGGUGAACUAUGGCGUAGCGUCUGUGGCCAUCACUCUGCUCGACAUCAAACUGCUGCGAACACAGAAGGACCGCACCGUGCGCCACCUGUUCUAUCUGGGUGUGAUGCUGUACGCGCUGGCGUUCGCGCUGUGGAACCUCGACAAUCACGGCUGCCAGUCACUAGUGCGUCUCCGCUCGACGCUGCCGCCGGUGCUGCGUCCGUUCACCCAGCUCCACGCGUGGUGGCACAUCUUCGCCGGCUACGCCACUUAUAUCCACAUAUUGUACUGCGUCAAGGCGAGGUACAACAUACUUCAGGAGAAAAGUCACAUCACUCUGGGCGCGAUGGGCUUCACAGUUCGACGACUGCCCACUCACGAGACGAAUGGACACGCCAAUGGACACAUCAAUGGCCGUACCGACAACUGCAACAACCACAAACACCUGGACUGA